AAGAUAUUGAAUAUUGUUGUUACACACACAAUAGUACACAUUAAUUUCACUCAUUUUUAAACAACCAACUACUACAUUAAAACAAUAAGAAGGAACAAGAACAACAAGAAGAUCGAAAAGAAGGAGAAGAAGAAGAACAGGAAGAAAUACAUACUACUUUCUAAUAAUAAUGAAAACGUAUAGUAGAAAAAAGGGCGACGGCCCCAGCAACGUUAUUAUUCAUGUGAACGAGCUGUGCCGACUGUGCUUGGCAAAGGAAGAUGAAAUGGUGCCGAUAUACGAUGAGGAAACUAUACCGUUGCCACUUAGAAUCAUGGCAUGCAUCAAUUUGGAAGUUUAUGAGGAAGAUGGCCUACCAAAUAAAAUUUGUUAUCCGUGCAAAUACCAGUUGGAAAAGUCGUAUCAAUUUAAAAAGAAAUGUGAAGCGGUAGACGUAAAGCUUAGGUCACAUUUAAAGAUAAUACGCAAAUAUUCCGAGCAAGAUGAAGAGAUGGACAAUCAAGAGAGCAAUACGGAUGGUUUGAAAGAAGCAUCGGGUAGUGGAAAAUCUAAACAAGUUAAACAAUUGUUAGCUGAUUUAGUAUCGACCAAGGGAACCGGAAGCCAAGCGGAUGGAGAUCCUAUCGAAGUUACGGAAGAAGAAUUAAUUGGUGGAUAUAUUUUAGGUAUGAAUUCUGAAAAUCCAGAAAUGGAUGAACCUAUGUCGGAAGAUCCAGAAAGUAUUACAUUAGUACCAGCUGAAGAAAGAACAGCGAAAGCUCGAUGUACGAUACGUACAACUAGGAUUAAACAAGAACAAGAAUCUGAAGAUGAAGCUGAGGAAGUACAAAGAGCUAUCGCUAAUGCUGAUCAUAAAAAUGUUUACAUGAUGGAGUUGACUAGUAACAGUACUGGUCAAGGAGAGUCAUUGAAAUUGCAACCGAUAGGUGAUACAAUAGUUGAUCCAAGCACAGAGAUAAAAAUAUUUAAAUGUGAUAAAUGUCCAAAAGCAUUUAAUAGAAGAAUAAUGUUAAAGAGUCAUCAAUCUGUGCAUUCUACUCAAAGAGGAUAUACCUGUCAAGCUUGUGAAAAAUGGUUCCCUACGAGAUCAGCCUUAGUAAGACACGAACGCACGCAUACGGGUGAAAAACCAUUUGGUUGCAAUAUAUGUCACCGUGCGUUUGCACAGAAAGAAAUAUUACUACGCCAUUUAAUGACUCACUCUGGACAAAAACCAUUCCAAUGUCAACAUUGUGAAAAGAGUUUUACCCAACGUGAAGCACUAAAAGUGCAUAUGCGUCGACAUCAAAAGUUGGAUCCAAAUGAUAUACAACUUCAUCAUUGUCAAUUAUGUCCUAAAGCGUUCUGUCAUGCAUCUGGACUAAGUAGGCAUUUAGUUACACAUACUGGUAGAACGUACAAGUGCGUCGAAUGCGAGAAAACUUUUACCGAUAAGAGUUCACUUUUAAGGCACAGUCAUAUUCACGCACCUAAAAAGAUUACAUCGAAUUAAUAUUGAACGAAUAUCAAGGUUACGUCUUAUUUCCAGUUAAAAAAAAAAAAGCAAAA
Molecule: messenger RNA, 1548 nt
Organism: Polistes canadensis
Lineage: Eukaryota; Metazoa; Arthropoda; Insecta; Hymenoptera; Vespidae
Product: zinc finger and SCAN domain-containing protein 12-like
Exons: 5
Coding region: 170-1492 (440 amino acids)
Biological process (GO): regulation of transcription by RNA polymerase II
Cellular component (GO): nucleus
Molecular function (GO): RNA polymerase II cis-regulatory region sequence-specific DNA binding; DNA-binding transcription factor activity; zinc ion binding
Source: RefSeq, a predicted model, not a curated record